CGGCGGGGCCGGUCCCGGUUGUGGCGGCCGGUGCGCGGCGGGGCCGGUCCCGUCCCGGUGCCGUCCGGUGCCGUCCGGUGCCGGCGGGGCGAUGCCGUUCCCGGGCGGGCUGUGGUGGCUGCUGUGCUGCCGGCAGGGCUUCACGCUGCUGCGGCGGGACUACGGCGAGGCGGACCGGGAGGCGGACGGCGAGGAGGAGGAGGAAGCGUCCUUCGAGCUCCGCGCCCAGGGAGACCAGGGGUCCCUGGAGGUGAGCCUGAGCCAGCCCACCCGCAGCAGCAGCGGCUCGGAGCGGUCCCUGCUUGUCGCAGAGGAGAUGCGCAGCCUCAUCGUGGAGAAGGGCCCAGAGCCAGUGGAGGAUGACCCCGAUGCUCUCAUUAAAGGCUGGCUGCAGCGGGAGGUGCGGGGAGGUGUGAAGACCCCCUGGAUCCGGCCUCGGAAGUACUGGUUCGUGCUGACACCCGACUCCCUGGACUACUACAGCAGCAACGAGAAGGGGGCCCGGCGGCUGGGCUCCCUCGUGCUCACCAGCCUCUGCUCCGUGCUGUGGCCAGACAAGCAGACCUACAAGGAGACGGGCUACUGGAGCGUGACGGUGUUCGGCAGGAAGCAUUGCUACCGCCUGUACACGGAGCGCCUGAAGGAGGCCGUGCGCUGGGUGUGCGCGGUGCAGAAGGUCAUCGACAGCAAAGCGCCGGUGCAGACACCCACCCAGCUGCUGAUGCGCGAUGUGGAGGAGCACUGUGACAGCCCCGAGGUGCUGGAGCAGAUCUACCGCUGCAACCCCAUCCUGCGCUACACCAGCAGCCCCCUCUACGCUCCCCUGCUGCCCUUCCCCUACGGCAGCCUGGACCAAAGCGCCCCCGGGCCCCGCAGCUACACGGCGCUGCGCGACGAGGCCGUGAAGCUCUUCAACUCGCUGCAGCAGCUGGAGUCGGAGCGGGACCCGGUGCCGCUGAUGCAGGGAGUCCUGCAGACCUGCCUGGACCUGCCGCCGCUCGUGGACGAGAUCUACUGCCAGCUGGUGAAGCAGACCACGGAGCCGCCGGCGCCGGGCGGGCAGGGAGACCUGCACUACUGGCAGCUGCUCACCUGCAUGAGCUGCACCUUCCUGCCCUCCCCGCCCGUCCUGCGCUUCCUGCGCUUCCACCUGGACAGGACAGAGAGCCGGUUCCCCGCCUCGGAGAUGGCUGAGUACGCCUGCUUCAUCCGGGAGGCGCUGCGGAAGACCAAGGGGCGGGAGUGCGUGCCCUCGCUGGAGGAGAUCCUGGUGCUGAUGCGGCGGCAGGAGAUGAUCUGCACCGUGCACUGCCCCGGGGCGCCAGCCUGCAGCGUGGCCAUCAGCUCCCACACCACGGCCCAGGAGGUGGCCCAGGAGCUGGUGUCGCGGCUGGGGCUGUCCCAGAGCCCCAAUCUCUUUGCGCUCUAUGAGCAGUCCCGGCGGCGGGAGCACCCCGUGGGCAGCGCCACGCUGCUGGCUGACGUCCUCACCAGGUUUGAAAACCUGGCCGGGGAGGAGCGGGAGCAGGACCCGCCGUGCCGGCUCUGCUUCAAACACUACGGCUUCCUGGACACGGACAAUGUCCCGCGGGAUAGCCUGGAGUUUGCUCUCCUCUUUGAGCAGGCACACGAGAUGGUUCUUCGGGGCUACGUGCCCACCUCGGAGGAGACGCUGCAGACCUUGGCCGCGCUGCGCCUGCAGAGCCUCAACAGCGACUUCUCCACCCACGCACCCUUCCCGCGCCUGGAGGAGCUCUUCCCGCCGCAGGUGCUGCACGCGCGGCUGCCGGCCCCGCGCCACCGGAGCCCCGCCAAGUGCCGGGGCGCGCGGCUGCGUGCGGGGCUGCUGGCGGGGGGGCUCUGGGGGCAGGCGCUGGCCAAGCAGCGCGCGGAGCGGGACCAGCGCCUGCGGGGCCGCCUGCGGGAGGAGGGUGCCAGCACCAUGGCCGCCAUCCUGGAGAAGUGGAAGCUGCUGCAGGGCAUGGGCCGGCCCGAGGCCAUGGCCGCCUACGUGGCGCUGGUGCGCGAGUGGCCCGGCUUCGGCUCCACGCUCUUCGACGUGGACGUGCGUGCGAGCCCCGUGGGGGCCGCGCCGCAGCGGCUCUGGCUCGGCAUCGGUGCCAAAGCCGUUUCGCUCUACAAGCCCGGGGAGCCCGAGCCCUUGGACAGCUUCUGCUACGGGCGCAUCUCCUCCUUCGGCGCCUCCGACAGCGGCACCUUCCGCAUCUCCGUGGAGGACCGGGACCUGCUCUUCGAGACCUCCCAGGUGGAGGAGAUCGCGCAGCUCCUCAACACCUACCUCGCCUCUGCGGCCGCCCGGCAGCCGCCGCUGUCCCCGGAGCCGGCCCCCAGCCCCGCUGCCUCUGACCCCACCGCGCUGCCCCGGGGGCUCUGCCCCGCGGCCGGGCCCUGGCAGCACCCGCCGCGGGUGGGCUCCUUCCCCAGCCAGCCCGGUGCGCGGUGCGGGCCCGCAGGGUGCUCGUGACG
Molecule: messenger RNA, 2487 nt
Organism: Neopsephotus bourkii (Bourke's parrot)
Lineage: Eukaryota; Metazoa; Chordata; Aves; Psittaciformes; Psittacidae
Gene: PLEKHH3
Product: pleckstrin homology, MyTH4 and FERM domain containing H3
Exons: 13
Coding region: 92-2485 (797 amino acids)
Biological process (GO): signal transduction
Cellular component (GO): cytoskeleton
Source: RefSeq, a predicted model, not a curated record